This is a messenger RNA of Arachis duranensis, 2291 nucleotides long. RefSeq names its product protein SUPPRESSOR OF GENE SILENCING 3. The transcript has 6 exons. The record is from RefSeq and is a predicted model, not a curated record. Lineage: Eukaryota; Viridiplantae; Streptophyta; Magnoliopsida; Fabales; Fabaceae. The coding region runs from base 150 to 2099 and encodes 649 amino acids. Gene Ontology annotation, biological process: defense response to virus; regulatory ncRNA-mediated gene silencing.
AAACUUCAGGUCCGCAAAGACCUCACAUAAGGUCUCCUCUUGUUCUUCUGACACUCACACUCACUCUCACUCUCACUGUAGCGCGUUUGGACCAUCAAUCUUUCUCGAUUUUCCGCCAUUUACAUUUCAGCGAUCCCUGAGCACAUAAAAUGAGUUCAAGAGGAGGCGGAGGAAGACCUUCUACUACAGUUAACAAUGAUGAUACGCUGUCCAAAGGGAAAAAUGUAUCCGAAUAUGAUCAAACGUUUGACCAGUUGGCUCAAGGUGUUGCUGACACUACCCUGGAUGCAGGAGAAGAUGAUGGUGGGUGGGAGACAUUUACAAGGAAACCCAAGGGCAAAGGUGGAAACAAUGCUUCAAAACAAUGGAAUUCUCCAUCCCAUAAUUCUAAUCCCAGAGCACGGGGAAACAGAGACAUGGCUCAAAAGCAAGGCAAUAAAAAUUACGGAACUGGACGAGCUUCUGGAAAUCCCUGGCAGCAAACUCAAAAUGCUAACUAUAGGAGACCAGCUGGAAGAGGAAACGGAAGUUUCCAAUCAGCUAGCUAUGGAUAUGAAAGCAACUAUGUGGUUCCAAAUCCUUUAAUUCGGCCUCCAUUGCAGCAGGGUUGGAAUUGGCAAUCUAGAGCUGGUGCUGUGCAGUCCCAUGUAGAUGAAAUACCACCACCAGAGGACCCUGAGAAGAAUGAUGAUGUUGAGGAUGACGAUGAGGGGGAGGAGUCUGAUGUUAUGGAAGAUACUGAUGAUGAUCUAAUGAGUGAUGAUUAUGAUUCAGAUACCAGUCAAAAGAGCCAUGAGACACGUAAGAAGUGUAGAUGGUUCACGAAGUUCUUUGAUAUUUUGGAUGGCCUGACUGUUGAGCAGAUUAAUGAUCCAGAGAGGCAGUGGCACUGCCCAGCUUGUCAAAAUGGUCCUGGUGCCAUUGAUUGGUAUAGAGGGCUGCAGCCUCUAAUGACACAUGCCAAAACAAAAGGGUCUAAAAGGAUGAAGAUGCACCGAGAGUUUGCUUUACUUUUGGAUGAGGAGUUGCGUAGAAGGGGUACUACGGUAGUUCCGGCCGGGGAAGCUUUUGGUAAAUGGAAAGGUUUAGUUGAUAUGGAGAAAGAUCAUGAAAUAAUUUGGCCUCCAAUGGUUAUCAUACAGAAUACAAAGCUUGAACAGGAUGAAAAUGAGAAGUGGAUAGGUAUGGGAAACCAAGAGCUUCUUGAUUAUUUUAGUACAUAUGCAGCUGUGAAAGCGCGACACUCCUAUGGUCCACAAGGUCAUCGUGGGAUGAGUGUUUUGAUAUUUGAAGCCUCAGCUAGUGGUUAUCUAGAGGCAGAGCGUCUGCACAAGCAUUUUAAAGAUGAAGGAACUGAUAGGGACGCAUGGUUUCAUCGUCGUAUUUUAUAUCUACCUGGUGGGAAUCGUCAGCUCUAUGGAUAUUUAGCUACUAAGGAAGACCUGGACGUUUUUAACAGGCAUUCCCAAGGUAAAUCUAGGCUCAAAUAUGACUUGAGAUCAUACCAGGAGAUGGUUGUAAACCAAAUCAAGCAAAUGAGUGAGGACAACCAGCAACUUAACUACUUUAAGAACCGGGUUGAGAAAGAGAAAAAGCAUAAAAAAGCUCUGGAAGAAUCUUUUGGUAUAGUGAGUGAGAAGCUGCGAAGGACAAUGGAGGAAAAUCGCAUUGUGAGGCUCAGAACAAAAAAGCAACAUGAAGAAAACAAGGAAGAGAUGUAUAUGCAAGAAAAUUUUUUCAAGGAUCAGCUCAAGUCAAUUCAUGAGACGAGGAAUGCAAGGGAAGAAGAUUUUGAGAGGAUGCAGCAGGAAGAACGUCAGAAGGUGAUGCAGUCAAGUACUGCUCCUUUAAAUGCAGAGGAUCGAAGACUCAAGGCCGAUGAAUAUCUGAAAUUUGUUGAGGUCCAAGACAAAGAAAUGGAGAACUUUGUCGCUGAAAAGGAGAAGUUGUUGUAUGCUCAUGAAGAAAGCAUUGCUGCAAUGAAGCGCAGGCAUUGGGAGGAAGAGGUGCAGAUGGAGAAGAACUUCGAUGAACAACUUGCAAAACUCAUGGAAAAGUAUUCGCCGUCUCAUUCGGAGACCAAAGCCAGUGGUACCUGAUGAUUCGGAAUGCAUAGACUCAUACAGCGAGAUAACCACAACCAAAAAUAGAUAAAGAUAAAAUCACAAUUUAUAGAAUGAUUGUUCAAUGUUGGGAACUCAGAUUUUGGUGCUCUAGAUAUUUGACUAUUUGAGAAUCUGAAGAUUUAGUACUUUAUUUUGGUUUUAUUUAGCUGUUGUUUGAAAUGUCAA